CAAGGGUGUGAUUGCAUGUUUCGAAGUCAAUGGUUUUAUUCUGCGUCUGGGCACAGUCAGGUCUCACUCACAUUCCAUCUAUUCACUGGAACUGGAAAUCUGACACCGUGUGGGAUGCAACAGGGCUAUAUAAGACACUCUUUAGUGCAAAUUAGUUUAAGUGCUUAGUUUUCGACAUUGAAGGACAUCCUAACUUGCACAGAUCUUCUCGCUCAGCCAUGUCGGUCCGUCGCAGCAGUAAGACGUUCACCACUCGGAGUGUGUUGGGGUCAUCUUCCUCUGGUGCACAGGUCAUGAACGGAGUGGGGAGUUUAGGGGCCUCCUUGUCUUUUGGUGGACAAAACUACGGCAGCGCUGGGGGCUUUGGUGGCCGCCUCUCCAGAUCUUUGUCCACUUCAUCUUUGACAACGGCUGGUCAUGGUUAUGAGGUCAUGUUGCAUGGCAGUGAGAAGCAGACAAUGCAGAACCUCAAUGACCGUCUGGCAUCUUACCUGGAGCGGGUGCACACUUUAGAGCAGGCCAACAAGAAACUUGAGCUGCAAAUUAAGGAGUUCUAUGACAACAAGAGUCCACUGCAGAGCAAAGACAUGAGUGCUUAUUUCAAAAGCAUUUCAGAUCUCCGCACACAGAUUAACAGUCGUUAUGUGGAGAACGCUAAGAUCCGUCUGAGUCUGGACAACACCAAGCUCGCAGCUGAAGAUUUUCGGCUGAAGUAUGAGACGGAAAUGAAUCUGCGUUUGAUCGUGGAAUCGGAUUUGGCUCGACUGCGGGGGGUUCUGGGGGAGAUCAAACUCUCCAUUGGAGAUCUAGAGAACCUGCUUGCUGGACUGAAAGAGGAGCUGCUGUUCAUCAAGAAGAACCAUGAAGAGGAUCUGCAUUCGUUGCGGCAGCAGCAGAGCGGUUCUGUUAAUGUGGAGAUGGACUGUGCAGGUCAGUCAAACAUUGACAAGGAGCUGCAGGAGAUGAGAGCGCAGUAUGAGAUGCUUAUUGAGAAAAACCGCAGAGAAGCUGAAAAAUGGUUCCAGAGCAAGGCGGAGGUGCUGCAGACUCAGGUGACCAGCAGCUACACUGAAAUCAAGACCUCUCAGACUCAGCUCACUGAUCUGAAGAGGACUUUCCAGAGCCUGGAGAUAGAACUACAGGGCCUUCUCACAAUGAAAACCAAUCUGGAGCAGAGUUUGGCUGAUGUUGGCAUGCGUCAUGCGGCCCAGCUGAGUCAGCUUCAGUUGCGUAUAGAUCACCUGCAGGAGGAGCUUCAGAGACUCAAUGCCAACAUCCAACAACAGGCUUCAGAGUACCAGAUACUGCUGGACAUCAAGAUGAGGCUGGAGAUAGAGAUCGCGGAGUACAGGAGGCUGCUGGACGGAGAAGCUCACACGACCUUCAUAAGCACAUCUGCAUCUUCCACGUCUAAAACUUCUGUGACGGAAACAGAAACUGUGACCAAGAUGGUGGAGAUAAAGGAAGAGGAAGAGCAUAACCCUCACCUCCAGCGCCGAGUGAAGGUCAUUGUGGAGGAGAUUGUGGAUGGUAAAGUCGUAUCUUCUUCUGUUGAGGAGAAACUCCAAGAAAUUAGCUGAGAAGAUAAAGCAACUGCAAAAAAAGAGAAAAAAAAUAACAGUCUUACAUGUAAACUAGAGUAUAAAGAUAAAUGGUAACUCUAGGGUGACAAUACGUUCUCUUUUACCCUGGCUGGGAUUUCUAAAUUGCCUAAAAUAUCCUGAACUUAGCUUAGAUUUUCUUUUGGUUUUCUACUUGCUGAAGGUAAUGAUUGAACGGUAGUUUGGCCAAUAGCGUGCAGACAUUGUACAUAAUCAACCAAUCGUGGCUCACGAGAAGGCGGGAUCUGCAGAGAGCAUCAGAGCAAUCCAGAUAUGCAUUCAUAUAAUGUAUGAAAGCUGUAGAAAGCAUGUCAACAGGAAAACAAAACCAAAUUAUGCAAUUUAGAAGUCUGAUUUAGAGCAAAAGAGCUCUUAUUGUCACCCUAGUCAAUGCAAAGAUUAAAUAUCAGUCUUAAUUCUGUGACAAUAAAUUGGUAUUUUUGGGCUUUAAUUGUUCUUUUUCUUGCACUUAGUAUAAUUAUAUAGUAUAAUUAUAGCGUGUUAUUUUGUCAUCCAGUCAUUAUUACUAGAACUGUGGUGUUAAUGUUGGUGUGUUUUGGAUACGAGCCACUAGGUGUCGCACUACGUCAAUAAUGAAUGACGUGAGAGGGUGAAUGUAAGGAAAUGAACCAAGAAAUGGUUAAACUGAUGAAAUUAAAGUAAACAAAAAAGGGCAAAAAUGUUAAAAAUGAAAAUAAAAAGUUUUUUAACAACAUAUCUAAAUGUAAACAUGUACUUUUCUAUAAAUGCAGGAUCCUGGCCACUAGGUGUCAUAGUACAUCUAGUGUAUUUGUUGUGAUAGUCAUGCAUGUCAUUCUGAUAUAGUUGCACAUUUGUAUAUACCUAUCACAUAUCAAAUGUUAAAUUUAUAAUUUGUUAGGAUGGAAAUCAGAGUACCAUAUUUAAGGGAAUUUCAUUUCCAGUUAAAAGAGAACUUUAUUUUGAGUGGAUGUUGCCAUUUUGUGCCAUAUUUGAGUGCUAUGAAAAACUAUCAGUUAACUAAUAAACAUUUCAGGAUGUAUUGCCUUAUUUAAAGGGAUAGUUAACCCCAAUUUGUGCCAAACCGAGUUUCUUUCUUCUGCUGAACAGAAGAAGGUAUUGUGAAGAAACUGUUGGACCCCAUUGACUCACAAAGUAUGGAAAGAGAUACAAUGGAUGUAAAUGUGGACCAGAACAUGUUUGGUUAUUUUAUUUUGUGUUCAGCAGAAAAAAAAAAAAAAAAGGAGAAAUAAUUAAAUUAGGUUUGGAAUAAUUUAAGGAAGAACUAUCCCUUCACAAUUUUUUAAAUUAUACAAUCAGAAUCUCAAAAGAUGGAUACAUAUAUCAACAUUAAAAUGACUUUCUAAUGUAAGCUUACUGGUAAUCUCAUAUUGAGCAAUCGCGUGCUGAGCAAGAAGAACUGCUUAUGUACUUGAUCUUGAUUAAUGCAUGAUUCUGCUAAAUGUUUUUUCUUACAUUACAACACAAAUCCAAAGUAAGCUCAAAGGAUAAUACAAUGAUAAACUGUUUGGUUAAUGGGUAAAUUACUUUUUAAAGCAGGUGUUAAAAUAGUAUACUUAGUAUUUCUAAAUGAGAGAUAGAGCUGAAACAGGUUUUAUUUUGUGCUCACAAGCUGUGGGAAUUCAGGUAAAACAUUAAAGUUGGUGGGGGGUAUGCCUGUUAUAUUCUUGCAAAGAUAGAAGGAAUAAAAUAAAAACAGUUCUCU
Carassius auratus (goldfish) is the source of this 3306-nucleotide messenger RNA. RefSeq names its product keratin, type I cytoskeletal 19-like. Bases 219 to 1580 code for a protein of 453 amino acids. The record is from RefSeq and is a predicted model, not a curated record. Gene Ontology annotation, molecular function: structural molecule activity. The transcript has 9 exons. NCBI's taxonomy places the organism in Eukaryota, Metazoa, Chordata, Actinopteri, Cypriniformes, Cyprinidae. Gene Ontology annotation, cellular component: cytoskeleton.